AUGAUCCCCUUCCUUGGCAAACGAAUUGAGGAUGGGAACUUUUCAAGGGUACCGCUGAGGGAUGAGUUUCUUGAGAAUGCCCGUCUAUUUAUCUUUGAGACCUACUGCAGAAUCCACCAGCGAAUUGACUUGGCGCAUGAGCAAUUGAUUAACCACACCAAAGCAUUGACUGGACGUACUUACAAGUUAGUUAUUCAGCUCUUAGAACAUACCCUGGCGCAAGCUGCUCGAUGA
This is a messenger RNA of Arabis nemorensis, 234 nucleotides long. Lineage: Eukaryota; Viridiplantae; Streptophyta; Magnoliopsida; Brassicales; Brassicaceae. The record is from the annotation of a GenBank genome assembly.